Molecule: messenger RNA, 1304 nt
Organism: Armigeres subalbatus
Lineage: Eukaryota; Metazoa; Arthropoda; Insecta; Diptera; Culicidae
Exons: 2
Coding region: 288-1169 (293 amino acids)
Source: RefSeq, a predicted model, not a curated record
ACAAAUCACAAUCGUCAGCAGCGUCAUCACCGCGCAGGAGUGAUUGAGUGAAAUUUUCCGACUUUUUCUUCGCCGUGAGCACAUCUCAGGGCUCGCUUGGCGCUGCUCAAUAUCCACAAAAUUGUGCUAAAUGAGUGUGAGAUUUUGAGAAAAUCCUGUUUUCGAGCGCAAGAAAUCGUUCGUUGUUCACCAAUAAUAUUUACCUAAACAGUUCGACAUUUUUUUGUGAGCGCGUUAGCUAAAAAUCACCAAACACGGAGUCUGGAAUCGUUCCCUGUUCCUCCGCCAUGGGGCCACUGGAUAAACCAAAAAGUGCGUCCAAUGAGCAAAAGGAGGAACUGGUUAAAAUAUUCGAAGAGUACAAUCAUCGGCCCAAGCAGGAAAGUGCUGAAACAGAUUACAAAGAGCGUCAGAGAUUUUGGAUAGAGGCCACCCAUCGGUUGAACCAAAUCCCUGGCGGAACAUUGAAAUCUACGGCUAAGUGGGUGAAAUAUUGGGCUGACGUGAUUAUCAAUCUGAAACGAAAGUGCCGGUUAGUAGCCGAGGGAAGAUCCAAAAAGAUUGGCCCCAACCCGCUGGAGAUUCGGAUACUUACGGCAUCAAAUUGUUUUGAUGUGCUGGACCAGUGGACUAAAGCACUAUCGUCGGAUACCAUCGUGACUUUGGAUGCAGCCAUGGUUAACGACCACGAAGAAUAUUUUCCGGACGAUACCGGUGUCCAGAAGGAGGAGAUUGUCAUCGAGCAUUAUGCCGACGACCAGUUAGAUGAGGAAUUUGUCACCACCUUUUCUAAGCCCAUGGUGACCGUACACGACCAAGAAACAGUUACUACCGAGUUGGAAAUCCGGAAACCCACCGCAGAAGAAAUAAAGAACAUGGCCGUGAACGCCACUAUGACCACGACGGAGUACGUGGAAUUGACCGCGUCCGCCCUUGAAGGGACCAGCGAGUUCCUGAAGCCAAAACCAACUCGACCUGCCGAGCAUGAGAGGCUGCGGGAAGAUCUGAAACGAACAUCGGAGAAGCUGGAAUCAGUGAUGAAGAAGCGACGAUUGGAUGAUUCCAAAAUAGCCAUCGCACAAGCGCUGACCAACAUGUCGGCCGCGAUGCUGCAGCUAUCGAAUGGUCUCAACGAUUUGGCCAACGCGCUCACAAACGAUGCAAUCUAACGGUACCAUCCGACUGUCGAUUGUCCGAGAUCGUACCCAACGCACUGGGUAUGAUUAGGUCUUUACUUUUAAGGAAUUAAUAAUAUUGUGUGGAUAAGUUGUGCAAACAAAAAUAAAAUUUUAUUGUAAGUACGA